Molecule: messenger RNA, 1884 nt
Organism: Nerophis lumbriciformis (worm pipefish)
Lineage: Eukaryota; Metazoa; Chordata; Actinopteri; Syngnathiformes; Syngnathidae
Source: RefSeq, a predicted model, not a curated record
AUGAAUAUUACUAGAAUACUCGCUCUCUCGAGUUGUUUUCCGAAACGAAAACGGCUCCUACGCCUUGUAUGGCCGAAAUAUGUCUAUUGUUACCCACUUCAGAGGUCAAUUAAAACUCAGUCGCGACAGCUCGCGUUCGCCAAAGACUUGUUCCUCGGUCAGAUAAAUAAGGAUGUAGUAUUUCCCUAUCCAGACAUUGGAAUUGAAGAAUUGGAGGAGAUAAACCAGUUUGUGGUUCCAGUGGAAAAAUUCUUCAGUGAGAAAGUUGACUCGGCAAAGAUAGAUCGUGAAGCCAAAAUACCCACUGAAACGUUGAAUGGCUUAAAAGAACUUGGACUUUUUGGAAUUCAGAUUCCAGAGCUAUAUGGAGGUCUGGGAUUAUCCAACACCAUGUAUGCACGACUAGCAGAAAUAAUAUCUUUAGAUGCCUCUAUUGCUGUGACACUGGCUGCACAUCAAGCAAUUGGACUGAAGGGUAUAUUAAUAGCGGGGAAUGAAUCCCAGAAGAUGAAGUACCUGCCCAAAUUGGCAUCAGGGGAACACAUUGCAGCUUUUUGUUUGACUGAGCCUGGAAGUGGAAGUGAUGCAGCCUCAAUUCAAACGCGAGCAACAUUGUCAGACGAUGGAAAAUAUUACCUUCUCAAUGGAUCCAAGAUUUGGAUUUCAAAUGGUGGAAUGGCUGACAUCAUGACUGUGUUUGCACGGACUGAGGUAUUUGAAAACGACACAAAGAAAGAGAAGAUUUCUGCAUUUAUUGUUGAGAGAGCUUUUGGAGGCAUAACUAGUGGAAACCCUGAAGACAAACUUGGCAUUAGGGGCUCCAACACUUGCGAAGUGUCAUUUGACAAUGUUCCAGUACCACUGGAAAAUCUCAUUGGAGAAUUAGGAGAAGGAUUCAAGAUUGCCAUGAACAUUCUCAACUCUGGAAGAUUUAGCAUGGGAAGUUCUUCAGCUGGAAUGAUUAAAAAGUUGAUUGAACUGACCUCUGAGUAUGCUGUAACGAGGAAGCAGUUUAACAAAAGCAUAAGUGAAUUUGGAAUGAUACAGGAGAAAUUUGCAAUCAUGGCCCUCAAUGCCUUUGUAAUGGAGAGCAUGGCAUACCUGACAUCAGGAAUGAUGGACAGACCUGGGCUACCAGAUUGUUCUUUAGAAGCUGCCAUAGUCAAGGUGUUCAGCUCCGAGGGAGGCUGGAUUUGUGUCAGUGAAGCACUUCAGGUCCUUGGAGGUUUGGGUUAUACAAAGAACUACCCAUAUGAGCGUUAUGUAAGGGACUGUCGUAUCCUGCCUAUCUUUGAGGGUACCAAUGAAAUUUUGAGACUCUACAUCGCUCUUACUGGAAUGCAGUAUGCGGGCAAAAUCCUCACGGGAAAAAUAAAGGAAAUGAAGAAAGGAAAUAUAGGUAUGGCUUUGGGAAUGAUCAGCAAAAAGUUGAAAAACUCAUUCGGAAGUACAACAGGCGCUUCACAUCUGGAAAAGAAUGGAAUGGUUCAUCCAAGCUUAGCUGGAAGUGCACAGAAGUUUGAAGAAAAUGUUUAUCUUUUUGGAUCAACUGUGGAGAGCCUUUUAUACAGAUAUGGAAAAACAAUUGUGGAUGAACAGCUCAUUCUGAAGAAGGUAGCAGAUGUGCUCAUCAACUUGUAUGCAAUGACAGCUGUCCUGUCCCGAAGUAGCCGUUCCAUCACAAUCGGUCUAAGGAAUCAUGACCAUGAGGUGUUGCUCGCAAACACCUUCUGCGAUGAUGCCUACUUCAAAAACAAUUUUUGGAUGACUCAGUUGCAAAAAAAUUCGCCUGAGAACAACGAUGCCAGCAUUAAGAAGAUUGCCAAGGAGGUAUUGGACAAUAGAGGAUAUAUUUGCUCCCAUCCUCUUGAGAGAACAUACUGA